AUGGUUUCGGUAAUCAGGAUAUCGCUGUCAAUUCUUGCGCUCGCCCUGCUCUAUCCGUUCCUGGCAGAGCGUGCCCGUGUGGUACGGCUUCUCGUGGACAAUGCACCUCACAAAUUCACCGCAGUAAACACAUUCGCCGCCUCCUCAGUCAAAUUUGCCGAUCGAAUACGCAAUUGCGAAGAUGGGCUCAUGAUUGACGAGGAUCACGUAGCAAUCUUCAGCUGUGAUCCCGGUAGAGAUGUGUGGAACACCGUUAUGGGAACCUUUACUCCGGAUCUGUCAACUAUUCCGCAUGGCAAUCUUCACUUGUACAGAUACAGCCAGAAAGAUGCCUCCGAUGAGGAGGCGAAGCUUACGACUAUUGAGCUCCGCGACUUUCCCGGAGCCAAAGAGUUCCACCCCCUUGGUAUCGAGUACCAUAGGCCGACUUCUACAUUGUAUGUCUGCAAUCAUGGUCUGAACGGGUCUCGAAUCGAGAUCUUUGCGCUUGACUUUAGCGACUCAUCAAAAACUCCUGUUGCUACAUAUCAGCGAACAAUCAUUAGCCCGCUGAUCAGGUCGCCUAAUGCAAUUACCGUUUUGAGCGAGCACGAGUUGUAUGUCAGCAGUGACCAUUACUUCCUCAAACGUUACAACCCUGUUUUAGCCUGGAUCGAGACGUAUCUCGGACUUCCAUUGGGCGGGGUCGUUUACGUGAAUCUCUUGACCAACGAGUUCCGCACUGUUGCUCGUGUACCGUUCUCGAAUGGUAUUACAUUGCUAAAUGAGACGACUGUGGCUGUUGCAUCUACAAGUACUGCCGCGGUACGCUUCUAUGAGAUGUCUUUAGAUCGAUCACUCCAGCAAACCGGUGCAGUCAAUUUGGACUUUAUGCCGGAUAAUCUGUCUAUAGAUAAAGAUGGCGUGUUGCUGAUUACUGGUCACCCGCAUCCCCCAACUCUGGACAAAAUGCGGGUGGAGCGAUUAGGGUGUCUCUUGAAUAGCACUGUUGGCAAUCCGGAUUGUGUUGAUGGCAAGGCUCCUACUAAGGUGGUGGAGUGGUCUGCGGACGGAAAUAUAAAGACUUUAUACGCGACGACGAGCGAAAUCGUUGGUGGCUGCACGUCGUUGAGAGACACGGUAUACAAUAUUGGCAUCACAUUGGGCUUGUAUGGAAAGGGUGUUUUGAUUUGGAACCAGUAG
Messenger RNA from Talaromyces amestolkiae, 1182 nucleotides. RefSeq lists its product as uncharacterized. The record is from RefSeq and is a predicted model, not a curated record. The transcript has 2 exons. Lineage: Eukaryota; Fungi; Ascomycota; Eurotiomycetes; Eurotiales; Trichocomaceae. Bases 1 to 1182 code for a protein of 393 amino acids.